UAACAACAAAUGAAUUCACUACAGAGUUUGUUACUUUUAAAUGCAAUUGGUCUAGUUACCUUUGGAUGCGUCUAUUCCAGUGACGUGAUCUCUGACUAUGUGAAAAAUGACAUCUCACAACUGGAAAAACAUUAUAAAACAAAUGAUUCCGCCUUGGCUGGUGGAGGUCCAUUGUUCCUCAAUGUUCUCAAAUAUGCUGAUAAACAGGAAAGCGGAGAGAAGAUACUUCUUAGAGAAAUAGUCAAUGUGUAUAUUGAUAUCCUCAAGAACAUGAAUGACACCUUUUCAAAAAACAGCACCCAGCAUAUAUACAGUGAGAUGAAGAUACUGCAAAAAGAGUUUGCAAGUGGGAAAGGCACCACUCUGAUAGAAGAGUUAAAUAAACUAAGGGAAAUUAAGAAAAAUGAUCUGAUUGUUCAGCGUAAAGCUAUGCUUGAACUGAAACAAGUGCUAGAAAAAGCCAUGAGAAUCAAAAUAAAACUUCAAAAAAACAAGCAGAAGAGAAGGAGGAGACGAGUAAACUCAUCAUAA
Messenger RNA from Polyodon spathula (Mississippi paddlefish), 531 nucleotides. RefSeq names its product interferon gamma-like. Gene Ontology annotation, biological process: immune response. The transcript is spliced from 4 exons. Lineage: Eukaryota; Metazoa; Chordata; Actinopteri; Acipenseriformes; Polyodontidae. Gene Ontology annotation, molecular function: type II interferon receptor binding. The record is from RefSeq and is a predicted model, not a curated record. Gene Ontology annotation, cellular component: extracellular region. Bases 10 to 531 code for a protein of 173 amino acids.